AUGAGCACCACAACCCUCAUCAACACGGCGCAGCGUUCGACUCUGCUGUCGCCAAUCCUGCAACUCCCAAUACCCACCACGAUGCUCUCCUCCUCCGCCUCCGUUGCCGCUUCCGUAUCCCAACAAUCCCCCCUGGACAAAUUCCCGGUCUUCGAAGACGAACCCUCCGUCUCUACUCCGUCCUCCACAACUACAUACCAAACCCCCUUCAGCGACAAUCUCGCCCCUCUCCCUUCCCACCUGUCGCAGCCUCUGCGCAGUUCGCAUCACCAGCAGCAGCAGCAGCAGCAGCAAUACCAGCCGCCCAGAUGGGCGCCCCGGAAACAUCCCUCCAUCCUCUCCAUUGACACCAGCUCCAGCACCGGUUCCAAGCAGCGUCCGCGGAAAAGUAUCAGUGAGGCCAUUGGCGGCUUUAGGAAUCGAGGGACGAGCGUCAGUGCCAAUGCGCAGGAGUUGGCCGAGGCGUUGAAGGCGCCUGUUUCGUACAAGCUCAUCAUCCUCUGUAUAAUCUGGUACACCACCUCUGCGCUAACAAACACCUCCUCAAAAUCCAUCCUCACAACCCUCCCAAAACCCAUAACCCUAACCAUAAUCCAAUUCGCCUUCGUCUCCUUCUGGUGCUUCAUGCUCGCCAGCCUAGCCUCCAUCUUCCCCUCCCUCCGCCGCGCCGUACCCCCGCUGAAAAAUGGCCUCCGCAAACCCUCCCGCAUCGUCAUCAAGACCGCGCUGCCACUCGCCAUCUUCUCGCUCCUAGGCCACAUCCUCAGCUCGAUGGCCACGUCACAAAUCCCCGUUUCGCUCGUGCACACCAUCAAGGGACUAUCUCCCCUAUUCACGGUGGUGGCGUACCGCUGCAUCUUCCGCAUCAAGUACGCGAUGGCGACGUAUCUAUCCCUCAUCCCGCUGACGGCGGGCGUGAUGCUGGCAUGCUCAUCGGGUUUCAGCACGAACCUUCUAGGAAUCCUCUGCGCCUUCUCCGCUGCCAUCGUCUUCGUGUCGCAGAACAUCUUCUCCAAGAAACUGUUCAAUAAAGCUGCUCGCGCGGAGGCGGAGGACCACCAUCAUUACAGGAACAAGAACACAUCCGCAAACCUCGACAAACUGAAUCUCCUCUACUACUGUGCCGCCCUCGCCUUCCUCCUUACCCUCCCCAUCUGGUUCGUGUCGGAAGGCUACACCCUCCUCUCCGACCUGCUGCGCACCGCCACCAUCCCUCUCCCCACCGACAACAAAUCAUCCUCCACCGAACCCCUCGAGACCGGGCCCCUCCUCCUCCAAUUCCUCUUCAACGGCCUGUCCCACUUCGCCCAAAACAUCUUCGCCUUCUCCAUUCUCUCCAUGGUCUCCCCGGUCUCCUACUCCGUCGCCUCGCUGCUCAAACGUGUUGUCGUCAUCAUCGCAACGAUCAUCUGGUUCGGCAGCCCGACGAACCCGGUGCAGGCCAUCGGCAUUGGACUGACGUUUUUGGGUCUGUAUCUUUAUGAUCGGAAUAGCCAUGACGAUGCGGCGGAUCGGAGGGCGAGGGAUGAUCGGUUUCAUGGUGGUGAUGUUGAGGGUGCGGGGAAGAAGUCGCCGCUUUUACCACUUAGUAAUGUCGCUGGCAUUGGUAGUGUUGGCGUUGGUUCUGCUGCGAAUGGAGGCAAAGCCUGGGACUCGAACGGGUAUUCAUUUUCCAUGGUGGGGCCGAGAAGGGGGGAGCAUCCGGCUGCGAAGGCACCACCGGUUAAUAAUGUGACGAAGAAGGUUGAUGGGGCUGGUGCUGGUGCUUCUGCCGGCUGGCUGCUGCCGGGGACGAAGCAGGAGUCUACGUGGAAGGAGGGUGAUUCGAGGGCGUUGAGUUAG
Paracoccidioides brasiliensis Pb18 is the source of this 1842-nucleotide messenger RNA. RefSeq lists its product as uncharacterized. Bases 1 to 1842 code for a protein of 613 amino acids. The transcript has 2 exons. Gene Ontology annotation, molecular function: phosphoenolpyruvate transmembrane transporter activity; antiporter activity. Gene Ontology annotation, biological process: phosphoenolpyruvate transmembrane import into Golgi lumen. Gene Ontology annotation, cellular component: Golgi apparatus; endoplasmic reticulum. The record is from RefSeq and is a predicted model, not a curated record.